Molecule: messenger RNA, 1102 nt
Organism: Punica granatum (pomegranate)
Lineage: Eukaryota; Viridiplantae; Streptophyta; Magnoliopsida; Myrtales; Lythraceae
Source: RefSeq, a predicted model, not a curated record
GUGCACCGGGAGUAGGAAUUUCAGAUUAACCGCAUUUGCCAUACGUUUCUUUCGCCGUUUUUCGAGUUUCGACGACAUCAACGCUAGGCGUGAAGUUGCUUGGUUUCCACUCCCUCCGCCUGGUUUGGUGUUCUCCCCCCCCUUGGCCAACAGCUCCUCGGAACCCUCCGUCCCAGGUGGCGAAGUCGAAGUGAAGAAAUCUGAAUUCAUUCUAACUAGCUCGGAGUGUGACUUUAGAGUUAUGGCCGAGUCAGUGAGUCAGAAUGUUGGGAAGAAGCUUAUUCAGAUUGAUAUAAGUUCCGACACCGUGUGCCCCUGGUGCUUUGUUGGCAAGAAGAACCUUGACAAAGCAAUGGCUAUUGCGAAGAAUCAAUAUGAUUUUGAGACCAAAUGGCGCCCCUUUUUUCUCAACCCAUCUGUCCCGAAAGAAGGCAUUAAUAAGAGAGAGUUCUACAGGAGCAAGUUUGGACCCCAGUCUGAAAAAAUGGAAGCUCGAAUGUCCGAGGUCUUCAGGGGUCUUGGACUGGAAUACAGCCUCAAUGGUCUCAUUGGAAAUACUCUAGAUAGUCACAGGCUUAUAUUCUAUGCGGGCCAAAAGGCUCCCGAAAUGCAACAUAAUCUGGUGGAGGAGCUUUGCCUCGGGUACUUCACUCAGGGGAAAUCCAUCGGUGACAGAGAGUUCCUUCUGGAGCUGGAAGGAGCAGCAGAGUUUCUGGAAGAUCCAAAUAAUGGGCUUCAAGAGGUUCAAGAGGAGCUCGCCAAAUAUUCAUCUAGAAUCUCUGGGGUCCCGCAUUACCUGAUUGAUGGGAAGUAUGAGUUAAGUGGUGCUCAAUCCCCCGAGGUGUUCCUCGGGGCCUUCGAAGCAGCCGCAAAGGGAAAGUAAAAACCUCAUAGGAGAAAGCAUUUUCACUUGCUAUAUCCAAUAAACGAAUGCAUCCGUAGUUCUAUGGCGUUUCAAAUAGAACUCUCAAUGUAUAACUGCUGUAAACACAUAUAUAUCGGGCUUCCAGUUUCACUGUUUCCAGAUAGCAUCUUGUAAUUCAUCAGAAUGUGCAGUUUCUAUGGCAAUGAGAAGCUCUUCGCUUGAUGAAGUUAAUCGGGA